This is a messenger RNA of Nasonia vitripennis (jewel wasp), 960 nucleotides long. RefSeq lists its product as uncharacterized. Gene Ontology annotation, molecular function: catalytic activity. The record is from RefSeq and is a predicted model, not a curated record. The coding region runs from base 1 to 960 and encodes 319 amino acids. The transcript has a single exon. Lineage: Eukaryota; Metazoa; Arthropoda; Insecta; Hymenoptera; Pteromalidae.
AUGGCGAGGAUACUCCAAGGAAACCUGCACAGAAGUAGGCUCGCAUAUGAUCUGCUAACCCAACACGUGAGGGAGCAGAAAGUAGAUGUCCUAUUGAUCAGCGAACAAUACAAGAACCUAGACCUACCCUUUUGGGUGUCAAACGGCGAAAAAACCGCAGCCAUUUGGGUGCCCGGGCGCGGGUUGGCCAAUACGGUUACGGGAGAAGUAAGGGGAAGGAUGGGUCGCAUAACAUUCUUCAGCGUAUAUCUGUCACCGAACCUAACUGCCGCCGACUUUACAAGGAAACUAGGGGUAUUGGAGGACGCUAUUAGAGAGGUCCCUGGGGAAAUCGUGAUCGGGGGCGACUUCAACGCGAGGGCCACAGAAUGGGGCUUGCCGACGACGAACCCAAGAGGCAGAGCCAUCCUUGAGAUGGCAGCCAGGCUGAACUUGAUAAUAGCGAACGAGGGUAAUACAACUACCUACCGCAGAACAGGCUUUGGGGAAUCAAUACCGGAUGUAACCUUCGUAAGCGAAAUGACGACCCGCAACAUAAGGGACUGGCACGUCACGGAAGAAUAUACAGCUAGCGACCACCAGUAUAUUCUAUUCAAUAUCAACGAAGACCGUCAGACCAGUACAAGGAGAAAUCACAGUCGAGCGCCAAGAUGGAACACCCGACGCAUGAACCGAGAGACAUUCGCGAUGUUAAUUCAAAGCACAAACCUCCUAUCCAACGGGAGCCCGCACGAAUUAGGCGAACGCGAAAGAGCAGAGACAAUAGUAGACAAAACUACUAAUCUGAUAACUGAGAUCUGCGAUGCGACCAUGUCCAGGGUAUCUACCAGCCACCAGAGAAGACCAGUGUACUGGUGGACGGACGAUAUUGCGGAGCUUAGGAAAGAAAAUUUCUACUCUAGAAGAAGGGCUCAAAGAAACGAUGGAAAAAGUAAUCGAUGGGUGCGACGUCCACGUUAG